AAGAUGGUUCGGAAAGAAGUACAGACGCCACACAAGCUAAGCGAAAUCGGGUUCAGCAACUCGCCUUUGCUGUUUCAAGGGUAGGAAUGGUGACUAUACCUAUUGGAGUUCUUCAACUCUGUUCCACACAUGAUAAGGAGCAAAAUUUUCAUAAUGCAUCAGCUCUAAUUCAGUUAGCUAAAAAAAAUGAGGCACAGGUAGUUUUCCUCCCUGAAUGUUUCGAUUUUGUUGGGCGGUCGAAGAGCGAUGUGUUUUCCUUGUCUGAAAUGAUUGAUGGCCCUUUAAUAACGAAGUACUGUGAUUUAGCCAAAGAAUGCAAUUUAUGGAUUAGUUUAGGUGGCAUGCAUAGAAAAGUAAUGGUACGACAUGAAUCACCUGAUAAUCGCGUCUACAAUAGUCAUAUUCUAAUUGAUAGUGAGGGAGGUAUUCGUGGCUUGUAUGACAAAGCCCAUCUAUUUGAUGCGAAGCUAACAGACGACACCCAGCAACUCAGUGAGUCCGAGACCAAUGAGCCUUCCAAAGAAAAACCCAAACCUUAUGUAUUUAUGGAAUCAGAAAUAGUUAUACCGGGUAAAACACCUGCAGUCGUUGUUCCAAGAACUCCUCUUGGUUCUCUUUCAUUGGCUAUUUGUUAUGAUCUUCGUUUUCCUGAAUUAGCUGCCCAUGCUCGUCAUCUGGGUGGCGCUCGUGUUCUAACCUAUCCAGCAGCCUUCAGUUUACCUACCGGUCAAGCCGGCCAUUGGCACAUAUUGCUUCGGGCUCGUGCCAUAGAAACGCAGUGCUUUUUGGUCGCAGCCGCACAAAGAUACUGUAUUGCUUAUUUUUUACUCUGA
Messenger RNA from Protopolystoma xenopodis, 833 nucleotides. NCBI's taxonomy places the organism in Eukaryota, Metazoa, Platyhelminthes, Monogenea, Polystomatidea, Polystomatidae. The record is from the annotation of a GenBank genome assembly.